Messenger RNA from Copidosoma floridanum, 1761 nucleotides. RefSeq names its product phosphatidylinositol glycan anchor biosynthesis class Q (gene PIG-Q). Gene Ontology annotation, cellular component: membrane; endoplasmic reticulum. Lineage: Eukaryota; Metazoa; Arthropoda; Insecta; Hymenoptera; Encyrtidae. The record is from RefSeq and is a predicted model, not a curated record. Gene Ontology annotation, biological process: GPI anchor biosynthetic process.
AAUAAAGAUCGAGUGUCGAGCGGUCAUACGAAAAUUUGCCUUGUAAAGUGGAAACUGGUUACUGGUAUCAAGUCAAACUACAUCGAGACGAUGAAGACGCUUCUGGUGUUUGCACCCCAAGAGUUUUGCAGAGAAAAGCCAGGUUGUAUGUACGGCUUUGUGUCCCAUGAGGCAAACGAAAACGAGCAGCUCACCAAAUUCAUGAUCCUGGGGUGCACGGAUUCCGUGAAGAGCAUCAACAGGACUGGCAUACACGUGCCCCUGGGUUACUUCCACGGUACCGAGAAAAAAUGUGAGUACUGGGAUAAGAGGCUGCCCCACUGGAUAGAAUUGUAUCUCGCUGAGCAAACGUCCACCAGCACUUGUAAUUACGAGUAUGGAUUGAGAAACGUGAUACUGGAAAAUCAGAAAGUUUCGCUUGACAGCUGCCACACUGUUUUAAUUGUGUACGACAGACAAUGCUUUUUGAGGGCAGAGUUGUAUACCAGUAAGAUGCCCAGGGAUCACUUGACAGAGUUGAGAGACGUGCUGAAGAAAGAGGCUGCGAGAGAAGAGAAGAAUAGACUGCACAACACUUUCCUAGCAAAUUUUAAAGAAUUUUUUUUUUUGCUUCUAGUGCUUGCAUUACUCAAACCUGUCUCGUUUUUUUGUCAAAUUAGCAAAUUUAUGAAUCCAGUGUUCAAGUAUUCGUCGUUGGGAUUGCACUUGACUGAAUGGUUUCAAAACGCCAAAUGGACUUUGACGACACUUUUGCAGAGCAAAAGACUUACACUAAAGACUACGAAUUAUAUCUUGGCUAUAAUUAUUGAUAUUGUGUUGGGGCACCUGUUUUUGAAGUUACUUUUGCAUUUUUUGGGGAGUACUUCAAGGUUCGAAAUUCUUGUAAACCACGCAGGAAGAGUGGUCGAGUCAUUAAAAGGGCUCGUGAACUGGUUGAUGGGAUCCCCAGCUGGAUUGAAGUUGAAUCCACCUUUUAAUAAUGUAUUAGGAAAAUUUUUCUUGUAUCAUAUACACCUUUGGUGGGCAUUUCUAAAUGUGUCCAAACCAAUGAUGGAGUUAGCUAUUGAUGUAAUUUUGUUCUUUGGUAGAUUUGGUAUUACCUUUCAAAUUUCCAUUGUGGCCGAUCUUUUGGCACUAGUUAGUUUUCACACGUAUUGUAUUUAUGUUUAUGCUGCAAGACUGUUUAAUAUACAAGUUAGAGGGUUGAUAGCACUUUUCAGAUUAUUUCUUGGAAAGAAGAAAAAUCCUCUUAGAAAGAGAGUUGACUCUUGUAAAUAUCAACCUGAUCAACUAUUUGUUGGUACUUUACUUUUCACAAUACUUCUAUUCCUAAUGCCCACAACUUGGGUAUAUUAUUUUGUCUUUACAGUUCUUAGACUUAUAAUGAUAGGACUUGGAGGUCUUCUAACAAGGUUGAAGUUUUACUUGCAAAUUAUGCCAGUAUAUGCUUUCUUCAGAUGGCUUUUCAAGACUGUUGAUGCAACUGGCUCAAUAGGAAUAGAGUUAGUAGACAGACAAAAUCAGGGUCUAAUUGUGUUGAAGACAAAAGCCAUAAUUGUACCAUGGAAUGAAACAUGGAAAAAAUCAAUUCCAGAUUUAAUCAGUAUUUAUUUACCAAUUGAGUGGAAUAAAAUUGUCAGCAACGUAUUUUGGGGACAACUUUUGUAUCCAUUCUAAAUGUAAUUUGAAAGAAAAAAAAAAAAAAGUUCCUGUUGAAUGUACAAAGGUGGAUUUGAAUUUGUAGAAUAAAACUUUUUUUUA